ACACAGUCUUACUUGUGUGACUUGGCCAGAGAGGUAGGACGAUGUUGGUUUUACUACUUCUGGCCUUCCUCACCUGCGGUAAGUAGUGGUGUUACGCAAUCUCGGUGCAUUUCCUUCCCCUUUCCACUUGGUGUGAUUACUCUAUGUCUGUGUGCCGAGCUGUCAAUUUUUGUCCUUUGGGGACAAAUCGAACCACGCUCGGUUAGGCACAUUUCCUUAUGCUGAAUCAUCAUGGAACUUUGCGCUGGUUCACUACGCCAUAAUUCAUUGGCACAAAUAGGAAAACUAUUGUAGGGAUCGGAACUAUCUUGUACUUCAGGUUAAACAGAACUGUCACUGUGUACUUUUUGGUUGGCUCGAUCACAAAUUGUCCACAGGUCCGAACAACCGCCUGCAACAAUCGCCUCUCACCUCUAGCUAACACGUAUUUAUAAGUCCAUCUUCCUUCUUGCUUUACAGUCAGAGCACAGGAAAAUGAGGGCGAAAACAUCGCGUUGCGAAAACCUGUGUAUGGGAACGCACAGUGGCCCCAUUGCUUGGUCGACGGAAACUAUGGCACCACCAUCAGCCCGUACAAUGAACAGAUGCCCUUUUUCUAUGUCGAUCUGCAGCAUUGGUAUAAUCUAUCCUCAAUUCGAGUGCACGCGCAAAACCAAUGGUCAUUUUGUGAGUUCUCUUUCCCAGGGUAUACUCCACUUUCCACAGAUCAAACUGCACAAUUCUCAUCCGAAGGAAAUCACUUACAUCUCUCAAUGGACACAGUGAAUGUGGCUGAGAUUGUUUAGGUGAAUUUAAGUAGUCGUUUAACAAGCCAAUUGGCAUCCCCGACACAUUCGUAUACGCAGCUAAUUAGUGAUAUGACCUGACUUGAUCUCAUUCACACAAGAGCACGAUGGUGCCUGCGCUUUUGAUCUGCUUCCAUUGAGGAAAUAUUCUUCCGUUCAGUCGAGAAGUAUACAUCCUAACAUUGUUAUUUGUGUUCUUAAAUACACAACUCGAGCUUCACAUAGGUGUAGCAGUAUUUCGAAGAGCGUCGGUUCCAUAUUUCGUCAGAGAUAGGCAAUCUUCUGUGUCAUUCCUAUCCGGUUUAGUAUGUGCUGGUCAAUUCUGUAGUUGAUCCGUCAGACCGACAACAAGUGGGCUGGCAUGACUGCAGCGAUCGCUAGCAUUCGUUUCCAGAUUUGAUCGACAUUGUGAUGUUGAACAAUGGCGAGACAUCUGUGUGCACACGGUUUGGCUAUUGGAUGCAUUGAGCAUACCUUGAUCUUGCAGGGCUAUAGUGUCCAACCGACAUGACAUGAAUCCACGGAGGUAGUUAAGACCUGUCUUUCACUCGCGGUCGAUGUGCAUUUGCACGAUCCGCGCAUUACCUGCAGCAGGAGACUGUGGAUCGCAAUACACCGUGAUAGUUGCAAAGAUCGUACACUGUAAAAGUUGGCAUUCACUCAGAGUUGAGAUGUGCAUCCCCCAAUCAUGGGACGGACGUAUGUGAAAUCGGUACAUCCGGGCAAAUCACCCAAGCACUAUUGUGAAAUCAUGUGCACCAGAAUUUUACAGCGCACAACAGUAUUAAAACCACUUCGCAGCUUAAAUUUGUUUGACUAGCCACCUCUUGUUCCGUAUGCAAGUCUUUCCUCCUACAUAAACACAAAGCGUUCAAUAUAUCUAUCUAACAAUAUUUGGAUGCACAGGUAUAUCUACGUCAUGUUUGAAUCACUACUCCGAGAGUUAUUCACUGAGUUGUGUUGAUAAAUCUCACUUUGGUCCUUGCGACACAGAUGAUCAAGGAUUACACGUACCCUUCUCUGUCUACACGUGGGACCAGUUUGCAACGGGAUGCGAGAUGGAGCGGUUGUAUCCGUGGCACGUGGCAAUGCGCAAUCUAUCCUACAGCAGGAAGGGAGAGGAGAUUGUCAUUCCUGGCCCGAUACAAGCCCGAUACAUUAUAGUUAUGCCGGAUAAGGACAACUUCGAAUCUUCCACACAAGGUCUAGUGAUGGGCGAGUUGAGAGCAUUCGGCACAAAGAUCGAGGAUGCUUAUACUCCAGUGACAUUUGAAGACGGACCGGACAUACCAAACUACCACACGGAAACCCGUCGACGUCUGCUCAGCGGACAGGAGAAACUGCGUGUAGAACAGAGUUACGGCGAAUACCUGCUGAGCACUGAAUACAACGAUGUCGCGCUGGGUUGGCAUCACAACCGAAUCAACACAAUGGCUGUGGUGCGCGGUAACGCUCGUGCUAUUCUCAUGUCCGGAACAGACGCAAUGAACCUACUGUUGUCUGCAUCUGACUACUCCGCGUUGCGGGAGAACUUCCGCUCUUGGCUCAGUCCAAAUUGUUCGAAUGCAUCGUUUGUAGAAGUGACGGAGCAGGCCAAUGACGGAGACAUUCUACUGGUCACACGUGAGGACAAAUUUGAUGUAAAUGCAGUAUUUGACAAACUUGCGUCAGGCAAACAUUCCGUCGUGAUCGGUUACAUGGGGAAGGCACAUUCUUCAAACGACGAUUCGACGGAGCUAAUGAAGAAACUCCGAGUCAGAUACAAGAUACAUGAUGGCACGUACGUGCCGAGAGACAUAUCGCUACCAGGGUUGAUUGAAUCGACCGAUUUUAUUCCGUAUACGUAUUUCCUAAAGUUAGCAGCAGAAAGUUGGAAGUACUUUCGAACACAGGAUGUGUUCUCCAAGGUGAAGUCCGUGAACAAGAAGGACCCUGAGUUUCAAAUCGAACUCCGAAAGUUCAUUGAAACAUAUAAACAAUAUUUCAAAGAGCACCCCAUCUGUGACAAAAACCCCUACCAAAGGACUCCAGAAUUAGAUACAGCGUUCGAAAACUGGAACCGUCUUUUGUCUUUGCAGACCGGAUCCAGAAUUGAGCCAGUAGCUGGUUCAGUGCGCACGCCUGGAGAUGUGCACUCCAGCGAGAACGCCACAUGCUACUCGGUCACGUUUAGUGUGAGUGUACGCGGCAGUUUCUAUCCUAUGGGAGGCUACGCAAAGCCCGGAUACGGGUUCCAGUACAAGGUGCUCAAUGUGUCCACUGGUAGUCUCAACGGUUUCCGUAUCCGCGUUAACCCCCAAACGGACACUGUGAGACACUCGGUACUCAGACGCUGGUUUGCUGUCACCUCAUCUGCAGAUUUGGAAAUGGAGGGUGAGUUCGCUUCACCAUUCGGAGGUCCGAUAGUGGUCGAGAUUCCUGGGCCCGCGAACAUUACCAUCCACUUCAAGAACGUUUACCGCUACCCGUGGUUUGAUAUUCGGAAUCCGGAGUCAAGGAACAACUGGGAUGUUGAGCGUCGUAAAUAUCAUGGCGUUCCCUUUGUGAUGAUAGUCGGUAAUAACAUGAUCAGCAUGAUCGAAACAUCAAUGGCAACGAGGACCAGCAAGGAGGAUAUGAUAUACUGCAUCAACCACUAUGACAAUAUGGUCAAGCUAAUGCACAAUUACCGUGGCACAGACUAUGCAACCGAUCGGCUGCAGGUAUUUGUGACCGAUGAACAAAUCUCGGCUGGUGAUGGUCAUUCGGGCUACCCGUGGAUGGGUCACAAGUAUUGGGGAAACGCUCUUGUAUCGAAGCAAGGCAUACAACAAGGGAAACAAAUUGGGAUCCCACACGAAGUUGGUCACAAUCUGCAAGUCGAUCGGAUCACAUUUAUGCAUGGCGGUGAAGUGACUAAUAACAUGUACAUCCCAGUGAUGUACAAGUAUCUGGUUGGGCUUGAUUCCUACGCCAAGGGAUUCCAACCAGGCUGGACUGAAGGGGAUGAGAAUGAUCUGUUAGCCACUUGGCGUGGCACCGAGUACAGAGGUGUGCAAGUGAGUUACUACAAUUACUUCCACAGAUACUUCACCGCGGCUCUCGUUGGUAAUGUGAUCAGCAGCGCAGUCCACUCGAACGAGGCCUUCAACACUGAGGAGAGGAAGGUAAACUUUUGGAUGAAGCAAAUCUGCAACGAGUCUGGAUACGAUCUGGUUCCAUUCAAUCGUUUGUGGAAGCUCCCAAUCACCAACGAAACAGCGCAGUUUUGUGCUCAAUUUCCAUGUUUCUUCCCUGACGACGAGCUCACGCAAAAAGUACCCGAAUUGGUGGAACAACUGCUGAAGGAGUAUGGUAAGGAUUGCUCUCGUGAGAAGCCGAGGGAGGUACAAUUCAAGCGGGAUAUCUUGCGUGGUACUAACUCGUUGGAUCCACAGAUGAUUUUCUUGCAUGAAGAAGGUUGUGCUUCAUAGACCCUCACGAGAACUGCCGGACCAGAUGUGCCCACCGUGAUUUCACCGUUUGCAGUGGUUUAAUGUGUUCACCUAUUUGUAUUUUGCUAAAUAAAUCUUGGUUCUUUGGGAAUUUUUCACAACAG
Molecule: messenger RNA, 4362 nt
Organism: Dicrocoelium dendriticum
Lineage: Eukaryota; Metazoa; Platyhelminthes; Trematoda; Plagiorchiida; Dicrocoeliidae
Source: the annotation of a GenBank genome assembly